This is a messenger RNA of Megalops cyprinoides (Indo-Pacific tarpon), 1091 nucleotides long. RefSeq names its product V-set and Ig domain-containing protein. The transcript has 3 exons. Gene Ontology annotation, cellular component: plasma membrane. Lineage: Eukaryota; Metazoa; Chordata; Actinopteri; Elopiformes; Megalopidae. Gene Ontology annotation, biological process: regulation of bone resorption; regulation of actin cytoskeleton organization; regulation of osteoclast development. The coding region runs from base 128 to 991 and encodes 287 amino acids. The record is from RefSeq and is a predicted model, not a curated record.
GAAAGGCUGACAGCCCGGGUCAUGCUGUGUGUGAGUGGCUGUGAGUCAGAGAGGACCAGCUGCAGGUCAGGACCAGAGCACAAAGGGAACCUCACACCAUUCAGCCCAUCAGACAAGCAGAAGCAACAUGGACCCCCAACCACUCUCCACCCUCAUAGUUCUGCUACUGCUCCACACUACAGCCGGGCAUGAUGACGGUUGGUCGAUGAAGGUGCCCCCGGAGGUGCGGGCCAUAGAGGGGUACCCGGUGGUGCUCCCCUGCUCCUUCACCCACCCGCACCGCACGCACCACUCCUCCAUGCUGGUGCUGUGGAAACUGGGUCACGGCGCGAUGGGCACCGUGCUCUUCCAGUGCUCCAGCCAGAACGACAGCCACCACUGCCAGACGCAGCCGCACCAGGACCACCGCUACCGCCUGGAAGGCAACCCGCACGAACACGACCUGUCGCUCCGGAUCAACAGCGCCGCCCUGGAGGACAGCGGCCGCUACUACUGCCACGUGGAGCUGCCUGGCUACCCACGCGCCAGCUACGAGAACAAGAUGGGCACGCGCCUGAGAGUAGAAGCUGCCCCCCGGAUCCUGGGUCUGUCAGUAGAGGGCAGUGAGGAGUCAGGGUACAGGGCUCUGUGCCGUGUCCAGGGCUCCCCUCUUCCAGACAUCCAGUGGAGUGGGCCCGAGGAGCUCCUGGAGGGCGCUGAGGCUUCCCCCCUUUCCCAGGAGGCUCCUUCCCAGCAUCACAUCUCCAGCCUUCUAAAGGACAUCACCCCUGGAGAGCAGUACGUCUGCAGUGCCUCCAACCCCCUAGGGAGGGACCAGGCCACCCUCUACCUGCUGCCCCCUACCCCUAACCAGCCUUCCUCUGGAGCUGCUCCCCUCUUGCUGCUAAUCUCCUUCUCCUUGGGAGCAAAGGUGAUCUUGCUCUUGGUAUGGGGUGCCUGGCUGGUGAGAGAAGGGGGUCUGGCCUCCUGGGUCAGCUGUAAGGCCCAGUGACACACACUUAAUCAUUCAGCUCUUUUGCAUACACAGUUCAAUCACCAGCCCCAUUUCAGUUUCACACUAAAGAGAUCAUCCACCAGAUGACUGGGCUUUU